This is a messenger RNA of Aspergillus tubingensis, 1455 nucleotides long. RefSeq names its product putative phthalate transporter. NCBI's taxonomy places the organism in Eukaryota, Fungi, Ascomycota, Eurotiomycetes, Eurotiales, Aspergillaceae. Bases 1 to 1455 code for a protein of 484 amino acids. Gene Ontology annotation, biological process: transmembrane transport. The transcript is spliced from 9 exons. Gene Ontology annotation, cellular component: membrane. The record is from RefSeq and is a predicted model, not a curated record. Gene Ontology annotation, molecular function: transmembrane transporter activity.
AUGCCAUCUACUGAUAUUGAGAAACCUCCCAGUGUCGAGCGGAUCGAGGAUAUCGAUAAGUCUGGGGUUGAUGAUGUGGACUACGAUGAGGAAUUUACGCCUGCAGAGCAGCGCAAGAUCAUUCAUCGGGUUGAUCGUCGGCUGGUGACUAUGGCUGGGUUGGCGUAUUGCAUUUCGCUUAUGGAUAGGACGAAUCUUAGUAUGGCGGCGGUUGCUGGUAUGACGAAGGACUUGCAGCUUGGAGUUGGGACUCGCUAUUCUGUCGUGAUUCUCGUUUUCUUCAUACCCUAUGUGGUCUUUCAACCUCCGAUGACGGUCAUCAUCCGGAAAGUAGGCCCGACUUUGUUUCUGGGAACGCUGGUCAUAUCGUGGGGAGCAAUACUUGUUGGGAUGGGAUUCGUGAAGAAUUGGAAGCAAAUGGUCGCAAUCCGUGUGCUCCUUGGUGCGUUGGAAGCAGGUUACUUCCCGGGCUGUGUGUACCUUCUUUCAAGUUGGUACGUCCGAUAUGACAUCCAAAAGCGAUACUCGGUCUUUUACCUUAUCGGUUGUGUGGCAUCAGCACUAGCCGGUGUACUUGCCUUUGGCCUGAUGCAGAUGGGAGGCAUUCAGGGCAUCUCAGGGUGGAGAUGGAUAUUUAUAAUGGAGGGCGUGAUUACGGGCGUUAUCGGACUGUUGACCUUUGUCUUCAUGGUUGACUUUCCCGAAAAGGCACACAAGUCCUGGAAAUUCCUGAAUGAGAGGGAGAGUGCAUUCAUCGUCCGACGCAUCAACCGAGACCGUGCCGAUGGAAAUGGAGAGCCUUUUACGUUCAAGCGAUUCUUCAGCCCUGCGCUUGACCUGAAGAUAUGGGGUUUCGCAUUGAUUUGCCUAUGCAGCACAACGGGGGCAUACGCCAUCGCGUACUUUCUCCCCAUCAUCCUCCAAGACGGAAUGGGCUUCAGCACCGGCGCCGCACAGUGUCUAGUUGCACCUCCCUACGGCUUCGCGGGCAUCGUGAUGUAUACAACAGCCUGGGCAAGCGAUCGGUAUCGUAUACGGGGACCAAUUGUGGCGUUUAACGCCGUAGUCGGCAUCAUCGGCCUUCCGUUGAUGGGAUUUGCCAAAGGCAAUGCAGCGCGAUACGUGGGAGUGUUCCUGGUAGUCGCGGGGGCAAAUUCCAAUAUUCCCGCUGUCAUGGCCUAUCAAGCCAACAAUAUCCGGGGCCAGUGGACGCGCGCGUUCUGCAGCGCGACGCUGAUUGGUGUUGGAGCCAUUGGUGGCAUCCUCAGUAGUCUGGUGUUUCAGUCGAAAGAUGCGCCCGAAUAUAGACCGGGGAUAUGGACAACUAUUGCGUGCAACCUUGUUACGAUGAUCACAGUGGCUGCUCUGAGUGUGUGGUUCCGAUAUGCGAAUAAGCAAGCCGAUCGGGGAGAGCGUGUUAUCGAGGGGUCCGCCGAUUUCCGGUAUACUAUCUAG